GUAUCCCAUUUCUUUCGUUAAUUGGGACCUUUUUUGUGCCUAUAUAUACAUGAAUGGUCACUUAGUACUCCACACUGUCCAAGAAAAAAAAAAAGGUACCAUGAGUACUAAAAACUACCUAAAAUUAAUACUACUCCAAAUUUUAUUCUCCUUAUCUUGCCUAACAACCAGCCAACAACCAGCAGCACCAUCCACAACUCCAAUAACUCCCACACCUGUGCAAGACAUUGAUGGCCAUGAGCUACAAAUUGACUCAAAAUACACAAUUUUACCUACUCAAAAGGGAAGUAGUGGAGGAGGUGGUGUGCUAGCACUAGCACCUAAAAACAGGCCAUGUCCAUUUUAUGUCUUGCAAGAAAAUCUUGAAUCAUCAAAUGGCCUUCCAGCGAGAUUCAUGCCAGUUGACAAUAAACAAGAAGUCAUAAAUUUAUCAACUGAUCUAAACAUUGUGUUUUUUGCUGCCACAAUUUGUGUUCAAUCCACAGCGUGGAAGGUCGGUGGCACAGACGAGAUAACAGGCCGGAGGUAUGUCAUGAGUGGUGGCAUGACUGGCCGGCCGGGGCUUGAAACAUUAAGCAAUUGGUUUAAAAUAGAGAGGUAUGGAAAUGGGAGUUAUAAUAAUACUAAUAAUAAUCGGAAUUAUAAGAUUGUGUUUUGUCCAGGAGUUUGUAGUAAUUGUAAAGUAGUGUGUGGGAAUGUAGGUGUUUUUAAUGAGAAUGGGAAGAGGUGGCUUGGGUUGAAUGAUGAACCACUUGUUGUUAGGUUCAAGAAAGUGUUGAAUUAGCUACCAAGAAGUUGAACUUUAAUUAUGUCAUACUUUUUCACAACUCUUUUUAUUUUUAUGUGUUAUACUAGCAGCUUUAGUAGUAUGUCCUUUCUCCGCAUGUGAAUUCCUCCCUUGAGGAAGGAUCUAUUGUAGGCGUGUAGCAAAUCAAUUCAGAUAUAUGUAUUUGAACUUUAACUACAUAAAAUUCCAGAUAUUUAUUUGA
This is a messenger RNA of Lycium barbarum (goji berry), 989 nucleotides long. RefSeq names its product kunitz trypsin inhibitor 5-like. Lineage: Eukaryota; Viridiplantae; Streptophyta; Magnoliopsida; Solanales; Solanaceae. Bases 50 to 784 code for a protein of 244 amino acids. The transcript has a single exon. Gene Ontology annotation, molecular function: endopeptidase inhibitor activity. The record is from RefSeq and is a predicted model, not a curated record.